This is a messenger RNA of Lentinula edodes (shiitake mushroom), 867 nucleotides long. RefSeq lists its product as uncharacterized. The transcript is spliced from 3 exons. Lineage: Eukaryota; Fungi; Basidiomycota; Agaricomycetes; Agaricales; Omphalotaceae. The record is from RefSeq and is a predicted model, not a curated record. Bases 1 to 867 code for a protein of 288 amino acids.
AUGGCUGAACAAGACCAGGCGCGAUACUAUGCAUCCACGCAAUAUUUACUUCCUGCUGAUCAGGCAGAGACCAAAAGGUUGAAUGAACAACACCUUAUCGUAGUGAAGGCCUUUGAGAACAGAUUGUCUCUGGCACCAUUAACCCUGCACACCGGUGACAAAGUUUUAGAAAGUGCAGCAGGCAGCGGAAUCUGGGCACUCGAUUUCGCUCGAGAGAACAGUGCAAACGGCAUCGAGGUCGAGAUCGAAUGCAUCGACAUUUCCUUCAAGCAGUUUCCUAAUACCUUCUCUCCUCACCUCCAUUUUUCUGUUCACUCAGUCGUCAAUCUUCCUCGAGAGUGGUCAAACAUCUUCUCUUAUGUCCACCAACGACUUGUCAUUUUUGCAAUGAAUGACUCGCUAUGGCGUUCAGCCAUUAACGAGUUGCUUAGAGUACUUCAACCCGGAGGAUGGAUUGAACUAGUCGAGUUCGAGACUAAACGCUUCCAUUGGGGCGUUGGCCCCUCCUCUGAUAAACUCUAUUCCUUGACAGACAAGCUCUAUGCCGAGAAAGGAAUCAUCAAGAAUGUAUCUGACUACUUAUGCACUCUCCUCACGGAGGUGGGCUUUGUCAAUGUCCACUGUGAAACCCGAGAAGUUCCAGUUGGAGGAUUCGCGAAGCAAGUCGGGAAUGGAUAUACUGGUGAGCAUUGCGGGGAAGUUUGUAUGGCUAUGAAAGAACUAUUGGUAGAGGGAGGGGACUCUGGUGGUGUGACAGCAGAGGAAUUUGACGGUCUUGUGCAAGGUGCAGUUCGUGAAUGGAAUGAUUCGACGGAAGUGUACGUCAAAUAUUAUACGAUUUUUGCACAGAAGGCUAUGGCUUCAUGA